AUGACGCCCGUGUCUGGACGUGUGUUCGAGAUCCAGGCCAAAUUGAAGGAACAGAAGGAUGCCAAGAAGAAUUCGAAGGACCCCUCCAAACUCCUUGCAGGAGAUGAGCGCAAACCACCAAAAAAGGUGUCAAAGGCAAAAGCAAAAUCAAAAGCAAAGGCAUCGUCUAAAAGCACAGCUGCAGGCGAGGUGGAAGACGACAAAGGCAAAACAGAAAGGGAGAUCCAUGUGCUGAGUUUGGGCGGUACUUUGCUUACUCGUGAGAAGUACUUCAUUGACUGCCUGGUCAUGUGUGCUCGCAGUGCUGUGCGAGCAGCGCGACAGAGACUUGCAGUAGCAAUCCCGGAAGCCGUCCAAUCAGCCGAACUAGACUGCGGUCAUUUGGUUUACACAGACAUGGAACUUGUGCUGUUGAUGGAUGUCGUUCGACGGGGGCUAGUCUUCGCCAACAGUGGAGAAACAAUGCUGAUGAAGAAGGUCCACAAGAAGUGGUCUUCGUUCCGCCCAGCACUGCAAGCUCAUUUGAUGCAGUCGUACGAGAAGGAGAUGAUCGCUCAACGAACAGUGGUGACAAGUGCGGGCGGUAAGAACUCAGACGCGCAACUUAUCGCAAGUUUGUCAGCUACCUUGGUGCAACCGGCAUCUUCGACCUCAGUGGAGUCAUCAAAAAGUGAGAUGUCAGCCAUUGUGGAAGCGAGGAAAUCCAAGGUACUUGAACCACUACUUCCUUCAUUGUUUGCAUGGGUUCAAGCAGAGCAGGCAGCUACGAAGGCAGCCAGCCCAUUGGAAGAUGAUGCGACCAAGCACAUGACCUUCUCCAAGAUCCUUGCGAGCUGGCAGACAAUGUGCAGCUGUGGCGAACAGAGGACAAAUAGCGAUUGUUGCAUUGUUCACCAACCCCGGGCGGACAUCAUGGACGUCGUGUUCGGGAUUUGCAAUCUGGUAUGCGCAGAAGUGCCUGCUGCAGUCGUUGCAACAGGACAAAUCCUCGCGGAUUAUACCUACACGACUUGGGGAGAAGUGCAUCCAGCAUUGCGGGAGCAUGAUCAGCAAGAAUUCGUGCAGAAGGCUUUCAGUUGCAAAGCGAUUGCGGGCCUAUCUGUGUUACGGAAAGUCUACAUCACAGAGGCUUGUCUUCAUGCGCUCUCGGGCCGUCUCGAGGUUGCAGAUGACCAACUGCGACGAUGGGUGAAAGAUAGUGAUAUCGUUUUGGCCAAGAUGGACAAUUUGUGUGGCAUUGCUGAAUGUGACACACUGAGCGCAGGCUAUGGUGUUUCAUUCAUGCAGAUCGUGAAGAAUGGAUCUGUUGCAUUGUCUGACAUUGCGGAUGUUGCGCAGCAGCCGGGUGCCUCUGGAGGGGCAUCCAGUGCCAGCGCACCGCAGAACAAGGUGGACACACAGCUGAGCAAGUCAGCACGCAGCGGUGCUGCAGAUGACUGCAGCAGAUUGAUUUCACAGAAGCAGCUGAGCAAGCUUGAUGUGCCGGCGACCAAUGACGGCGAUUCCCAAGGCAUCGGUGACUUGCUGAAGUCCACAGAAGCAAUGCAUGACCUUCGUUUGUCUUUGGCCUCAGACAUGAUGACGACUGCAAGGAGCGUGUGA
This is a messenger RNA of Symbiodinium pilosum, 1602 nucleotides long. Lineage: Eukaryota; Dinophyceae; Suessiales; Symbiodiniaceae. The record is from the annotation of a GenBank genome assembly.